Molecule: messenger RNA, 1445 nt
Organism: Notothenia coriiceps (black rockcod)
Lineage: Eukaryota; Metazoa; Chordata; Actinopteri; Perciformes; Nototheniidae
Product: kinesin-like protein KIF2A
Exons: 7
Biological process (GO): microtubule-based movement; microtubule depolymerization
Cellular component (GO): microtubule
Molecular function (GO): ATP binding; microtubule binding; microtubule motor activity
Source: RefSeq, a predicted model, not a curated record
CUCUGUCUGCAGGAGUGUAUUCGAGCGCUGGGCAGAAACAAACCUCACACUCCGUUUAGAGCCAGCAAGCUAACCCAAGUGCUGAGGGACUCCUUCAUAGGAGAGAACUCCAGAACAUGCAUGAUUGCAACCAUCUCUCCUGGAAUGGCGUCAUGUGAAAACACCUUGAACACGCUGAGAUAUGCCAAUAGAGUAAAAGAGUUUGGGAUAAGUCCUUCAGAUAUUCCCUUCAACCAGAGCGGGUGUUCAGGGAGCCGCUCGGACCUCUCCCCAACUUAUGAUGUGAAGGAGCUCUCGAUGGACCCUGAAGCAGUGAUGGACAUCCGUCAGGGAGGAUGUGGUGUCAACCAGCUGGAGGUGCUGGAGGCUCAGUGGGAAGUCGGGAAUUCUCCACAGAGAGAUGAUCUGAAGCUGCUGUGUGAACAGAACGUGGAAGAGGUUUCCCCGCAGCUCUUCACUUUCCAUGAGGCCGUCUCUCAGCUGGUGGAGAUGGAGGAGCAGGUUCUGGAGGACCACAGGGCCGUGUUCCAGGAGUCGAUCCGCUGGCUGGAGGAUGAGAAGGUGCUUUUAGAAAUGACGGAGGAGGUGGACUAUGACGUGGAAUCAUUUGCAACUCAACUUGAACAAAUUCUGGAUCAGAAGAUCGACAUCCUCACCGAGCUGAGAGAUAAAGUCAAGUCUUUCCGUUCUGCACUCCAGGAAGAGGAGCAAGCUAGCCAACAGAUAACCCCGAAGAGGCCUCAUGCACUAUAAACACCCAAUACAAAUGAUAUUUCACUGUAAUACUGACUUGACAAAAGGCAAAGGCCUGCCACUGAGGAGGUCAGUGUUGACUAAAGAGCUCAUGUAGCUCAGUUGUGAUUUUAUGACUUACUGUCUUCUGUGCGUCUGGUCCCACCUCAACCCCUUUGCUGUACAGGCUGCGCUGCUUUCCACCAUGCAUCCGUCCAUCUGUUAUACCAAAGAGCAGUCCGUCUUUGCUCUCUCAUCCUCCUGUGAAGUGUAUUUACAAGGUUUUUCUAUAUGUAAUACAAGUGCUUCAUUUGAAAACAAAAAAAGGUGAAUAAUUAUUUGUUUUACAUACAUUUUUUAUAGAUUCAAAUCAUAGCUUAUCCUCACUUUGGCCAAUUUUAUAAACAACUUUGCCAUUUUGUGCAAUAUUUGGAGGAUUUUAUUCCUGUACUUCCCCUUAUUUCAGCUCAGGGGUGAACAGGGCAUGUCGAGUUUGUGUGUAAAAUGAGCCACUGUGUGUUUGUGUUGAUACUGUAUGUAAUAUAUGUUGGAUUGAGAGAAAGCUUAAAACUCAAAAAUAACCUUGCAUCACAUGAAUUGACCUAAUGGGGGCACUAAAAUCAAAGACAAAACUAUUGAUUUAAGUGUUCCAUAUAAUAAUUACUGAAACAGUAAUUUUUCAUUUGCCAAAAUAAAGAAACUACUUCUUGUUG